This is a messenger RNA of Bipolaris zeicola 26-R-13, 1527 nucleotides long. RefSeq lists its product as uncharacterized. Gene Ontology annotation, molecular function: transmembrane transporter activity. Gene Ontology annotation, cellular component: membrane. The coding region runs from base 1 to 1527 and encodes 508 amino acids. Lineage: Eukaryota; Fungi; Ascomycota; Dothideomycetes; Pleosporales; Pleosporaceae. The transcript is spliced from 7 exons. The record is from RefSeq and is a predicted model, not a curated record. Gene Ontology annotation, biological process: transmembrane transport.
AUGGCUACACAACCACAAGAAACGGCGCAUCAAGCGUCGGGCUUCAUCGAUGAAAAAGGCUCCGACUCAUCGAUGACUCCACCCACAAAGGUUGAGGAUAUCGAAAGUUCCGGGGUGGAAGACGAAAUCGAUGCGGCUACUGAGGCGAGAGUACUGAGAAAGCUGGAUGUUCGCAUUGUGCCAAUGCUAUGUUGGAUUUACUUGAUGAAUUUCAUGGAUCGAGUCAAUAUUGGAAAUGCUCGUCUCUAUGGUUUGGAGGAAGAUCUCAACAUGGACCCAGCCAGCGAUCAAUUCCAGCUCGCAGUCUCUAUCUUGUUCGUUACCUAUGUCCUCUUCGAGACGCCCAGUAACAUGAUCAUCAAGAGGAUGAAACCUGCACGAUACCUCGCAGGACUCAUGUUUCUCUGGGGAAUAGUGUCCACUUUUACCGCUUUUGUCAACAACUAUGCUGCCUUGAUCGCUUGCAGACUUCUCCUAGGAAUGUUUGAAGCAGGACUAUUUCCUGGAGUUAUACUCUACCUGUCAAUGUUCUACAACAGAAGGAACGUGUCUCUCAGGCAAGCUUUGUUCUACGGUACCUCUGCUAUAGCCGGAGGACUGGGUGGACUGGUCGCCUACGCUAUCGGCGAAAUGGACGGUACAGCUGGAUGGAGAGGAUGGCGAUGGAUUAUUCUAAUCAUUGGCAUUCUUACCGUAGUGAGCGCUCUUCCUGUGCCUUGGAUUCUCCCCAAUAGUCCGGAAACCGCCACUUUCCUGACCGAAGACGACCGACGAAUCUUGCUACGGCUGCGAAUGAGGGAAGUCGGCCAAACGGUAUCGGGUCAAGAGCUUCAAAAGGAAGACGUCAUAAAGGGCAUCAAGGACUGGAAGGUGUAUGCCUUUGCUGUCGCUCAGUUCGUCGGACUCGGUAUGCUCUACAGUUUCUCAGUGUUCCUCCCAACCAUCAUCAAUGGGCUUGGAGGUGGCUGGUCCCGUCAAGUGGUUCAGGCCCUUACGAUUCCAGUAUACGUUGUUGGUUUCAUAACCUACGUCACUGGAGCAUACUACAGCGAUAAGACACAGCAAAGAGGUCUCUUCUGCAUUGCCGGACUCUCUGUGAGCAUGCUUGGAUACAUUUUCCUCAUUGCAAACCAAGGCCUUGGUCUGAGUUUCGCCGGCUGUUUUGUCGUAGCCCUCGGUCUAUGGGUCGCAACCGGACUCGCCUUUUCCUGGGUUGCUGUCAACAACCCCCGAUACGGAAAGCGGGCUUUUGCCAGUGGCAUGCAAAUCACCAUUGGAAACUGUGCUGGUAUUGCAUCGCCGUUCUUGUACAAAGGUAGCACGGCCCCUACAUACCGGCCCGGAUACGGUGCUACUAUUGGGUUGCUGGCACUAGGCAUUACCAUCUACACGUCAUUGCAUUUGUACCUGCGCAUGAAGAACAAGAGGAAGCUUUCUGGUCAAGAAGACUGGAGAAUCGAGGGCAAGACUGAGGAGGAAAUUGAAGAAAUGGGAGAAGACAACCCAGGGUAUCUGUACACGACUUAG